GGAACACAGUUUCGGGAGAGCAAGAGUAACAAGUCUGUCUGAGCUGGGCGUAGAGGAAUUUAACCUGUUACCGUGGACGGCACAUUUCGUUAUAAUUGUUCUACCUUGUUUUUUCUCUAGUGUUUCAGACAUUUUAAAUAGCCAGUCAAGAUGUCUUUCUUGGACGAUUCCUCCUCCACCAAAGUGACUCGCGUCUCCAGGACAUACAAUGUCUACCGAGGAUCAUCUCCCUCAUCACAGAACAGAUUAGAGGGAAGAAUCAGGGAGCUUGAAGAUGCGCUCGAUGGCGAAAGAGACAUGCGUCUUAGGUUUGAGAAACAGUGCGCCGAAUAUUCCUUCCAGAUCGAACAGCUCUCAGACAGACUCGAGGAAACCGGCGGUGCAUCCAGCAUCCAGGCGGAAAUGGUACGAAAGAAAGAUACAGAAAUUACAAAGAUGAGGAAAGAGAUAGAACUGAUAACUAUCCAAUUUGAAAGCCAAGAAGCUAGCUUGAGAAAGAAAUAUACUGAACAAACGAACGACCUCUCUGACCAAAUUGAUUAUCUCUCCAAAACCAAGACCAGAGUAGAGAAAGAAAAGAGCCAGCUUCUCGUUGAGAUCGACAACUUGCAAGGAAUCAACGAAGCUCUUUCCAAGGGCAAGGCCUCUGCAGAUGCUAAGGUAGAAGGUCUUGAAGGAUCAUUGGCCAGACUUAAGGCCCAGGUCGAUGACCUCACCAGACAAUUGAACGACGCCAAUGCCACUAAAGCCCGUCUUACAAAGGAGAACUUUGACUUGCAGCACGUCAACCAGGAACUGGACAGUGCCAACGCUGCCCUUGCCAAGGCUAAACAACAACUCCAACUCACAUUGGACGACCUCAAGAGAAACCUUGAUGACGAAUCCAGGCAAAGACAGAAUCUUCAGGUACAGCUUGCUGCUCUCCAGGCCGACUACGACAACCUUAACGCCCGUUACGAAGAAGAAUCCGAGAAUGCCUCUAUGUACAGACAACAGUACAGCAAACUGCAGACUGAAUUCUCUGCCGUCAAGACCAAGUUGGAGAAGGAUUUGAUGACCAAGACUGAGGAAUACGAAGAACUCAGACGCAGAUUGAGUGUAAAGAUCCAGGAACUCGAGGAUAUGGUGGAACAACAGAGACAGAGAGCUGCUAACCUUGAGAAGGCCAAGAACAGGUUGACAGUUGAACUCCGUGAAGUCACCAUCGAACUCGAAAACACACAGAUCAUCGUCCAGGACCUUACCAAGAGAAACAGACAGUUGGAGAACGACAAUGCCGCCCUCCUGAAACAGGUUGCCGACCUCACUGCUGAGAACCAAGCUCUCCGUGCCGAUAAGGCUGCGCUUGAACAGGAAGUGUACAGACUCAAGGUCGCAAAUGCUGAACUCGCUGAGAAGAACGCCAACUUGGAACGAGAGAAUAAAGCACUUUCGGACCAACUUCGUGAAGCCAACAACGCCUUGAAGGACGCUAACAGAAGAAUCAAUGACUUGACCUCCGCAAACGCCGCUCUUACCGCUGAACGCGACAAUCUCGCCGCAGCCCUCCGUGACACAGAGGACGCACUUAAAGACGCAGAGAACAAACUUGCAAACGCCAAUGCUGCCCUCCAGGCCCUCCGUGCCGAAAUGGAACAGAGACUCCGCGAAAAGGACGAGGAAAUUGAAGCUGUCAGAAAGAGCGGCCAGCGCGCCAUUGAAGAGCUCCAGCGCACCCUGGUGGAGGUUGAGACCCGCUACAAAUCCGAGAUCUCUCGUAUCAAGAAGAAAUACGAAACCGACAUCCGUGAACUCGAAGCUGCCCUCGACAACGCCAACAGAGCUAAUGCUGAAUAUCUUAAACAGAUCAAAUCACUCCAGGCCAGAAACAAGGAACUUGAAGCGGCCCUUGAUGACUCUAACCGCCUUUUGGACGACUGCCGCGGUCAACUUUCCGUCUCUGAGAGGAAGCGCAUUGCCUUGGCAACCGAACUCGAGGAUGUUAGAACACUUCUUGAAUCUGCCGAGAGAGCCCGCAAGAACGCCGAAAACGAACUCCACGACACCACCGUCCGCCUGUCUGAAGUCACCGUGCAAGUCACUGCCCUCACAAACGACAAACGCCGCAUGGAAGCCGACAUUGCUGCCAUGCAAUCCGAUCUUGACGACGCCCUCAAUGGCCGCAGCGCUGCCGAAGAACGUGCUGACAGACUGCAGGCCGAAGUUCACAGACUCGCCGAGGAACUCAGACAGGAACAGGAGAACUACAAGAACGCCGAAUCUCUCCGUAAGCAACUCGAGGUUGAAAUCAGAGAAAUCACCAUCAGACUUGAGGAAGCUGAAGCCUUCGCUACAAGAGAAGGCAAGAGACAGAUUGCUAAACUUCAAGCCAGGAUCCGUGACUUGGAAGCUGAAUAUGAAGUUGAACAGCGUCGUGCACGUGAGGCUCAAGCUGGUAUGCGCAAGGUUGAACGCCAGUACAAAGAACUGUUGGCCCUUAUGGAGGACGAUAAGCGCCGCAUUGCUGAGCUCUCCAGCUUGAACGACUCUAUGACUCUCAAAAUCAAGACCUACAGAAGACAGAUCGAUGAGGCGGAAGAGGUAGCCAAUAUUGCCAUGAACAAGUACAGAAAAGCCACCUCAUUAGUAGAAGAGGCUGAAUCCCGUGCCGAUAACGCCGAGAAGAACUUACAGGUUGUCCGCCGUUCUAGAUCAAUGUCCGUUUCCAGAGAAAUUCACCGAGUUGUUAGAGUGUAAAUUUUAGAGUUUUAUAAAAGACAUUUUUUUCCAAUUUUAAAGAUCUUUCGGAUCAAAAACAUUGCAAGUUGUGUAGAUGUUUACUAUGAAUGUGACUUCAUGAGAAUCCCCCGUUAUGAAAAGGCUAUCUAUUAUAUUUGUUGAACAAAUUAACAAGUUGGUGUUCUGCAAGAUACGUGCUCAAUAUCUCUCUUCAAUUCUACAUCGGCGCAAGACUUGUUCCCAGCAUUCUAUCAACAAAGGGAAAUAAAGAAUUACUUCUCUGGAACGGACGGCACGAUCAAAGUUAUUAGUACCAGCUACCAGACAUGCGCCGAUGACGUCAUCAGCCAUAAUGCUUCAUCGAUGUUUCCAUGCAUGCGUUAAAGACAAGGAAUUAUAUUGACGAUCUUAACAUUUGUGCAUAUUAUAUUGUUAUGAAAACUUUUAAUGUGGGAAAAUUCACUCAAGAUGAAUUUCUCAGAGUAGGCCGUGUGCAAUAAAGAUAUAGAUAUUUAUUUUGUUUGCGAUUUGUGAUACAAUGGAAAGUCUUGGAUCUGAUGUUGUAUGUAUUUAUUUUUGUUAUUAUUUACAUUAUUAUAGUUGAGAUAAUGCUUGAAUGGUUAAAGACAUGAGAUAUAAUAUUGUACAGACCUGGGAUGUUAAAGUCGUUGAUAAGUAUCUCCUUGUCUCCGUUUGGUCUCCUCUCUGCUUCCGGUUCAUCACGUGUCAUGUUCCGUGACGUGACAUAUUGUUGCGACAUCAUUAUCAUCUAACAUUUGUUUUCUUAUUUAAAAAAGACUACUCUAUUGAAUUAUUUUCGGUUUUGAUGGGUAAAUAAGGAAGUUUUCAAUGUCAGUCUCUCGCAAAUCAAAGAAUUUAUGUCUGCGUACAUAAAAUGUCAUUGAAUUUUUGCAGAGAUAAAAAUAAAUCGUAUGUUGCUGCUUUAAAA
This is a messenger RNA of Mercenaria mercenaria, 3667 nucleotides long. RefSeq names its product paramyosin-like. The record is from RefSeq and is a predicted model, not a curated record. Bases 151 to 2736 code for a protein of 861 amino acids. Lineage: Eukaryota; Metazoa; Mollusca; Bivalvia; Venerida; Veneridae. The transcript is spliced from 18 exons. Gene Ontology annotation, cellular component: myosin complex.